Molecule: messenger RNA, 1392 nt
Organism: Sporothrix brasiliensis 5110
Lineage: Eukaryota; Fungi; Ascomycota; Sordariomycetes; Ophiostomatales; Ophiostomataceae
Product: aminomethyltransferase
Exons: 1
Coding region: 1-1392 (463 amino acids)
Cellular component (GO): mitochondrial matrix
Molecular function (GO): protein binding
Source: RefSeq, a predicted model, not a curated record
AUGAGUGCACCGUGGCUUGCCGUACCGCGUAGCCUGCAGGGUGCCGCCGCUGCAUCUCGGGCGACGUCUGCAUCGGCUCUCCGGUCGCCGGCCUCGUCCUCAUUCUCGUCGCUGACCAUCUGCUGCGCAUGCCGGAGGACCCGGAGCCGGACCGGGGCGGCUCGGCGGUCGUACAGCAGCAGCACUGGAGCUGCCUUGCCUCAGGUGCCGGCGGCUGGCGUUGCUGCCCUGGCGUCGCGCCGCCUGAUUUCCGUGUCGGGCCCCGACGCUGCAGAGUAUCUGCAGGGCGUCAUCACCUCGAGCAUGGUGCGGUUGCAGACGCAGACGGGCCAAGACGACGGAACGGGCGCAGCGCCACCGCAGUCCGGCUUCUACUCGGCGUUUCUGAGUGCGCAGGGCCGCGUGCUGCACGACGUCUUUGUGUACCGGGACACACUCGGCGUCGGCAAGGAUGCCGGCAGCGGCGGCGACGCGAGCGCGUCGUUUCUCAUCGAGGUCGACGCCGACGCGGCCGCGACUCUGGCCAAGCACAUCCGGCGGUACAAGCUGCGGGCCAAGUUUGACGUGCGGCUGCUCGCGGCCGACGAGCUCACCGUGUGGCACGGCUGGGGUCUGCCGGCGGGCGCGCCGCUGCCGUCCGUUGGCGCCGAUCCUGGACUGAUUGCACACCACGAUACCCGUGCACCCGGUCUUGGCUGGCGGUUUGUUGCGCCGGCCGCCCGCACCGCUUCGUCCCUCCCUGCGCAGAUAGAGCUCAACGUCGCGGACGAGGCUGCGUACCGCGUGCGACGCUACCUGCUGGGCGUCGCCGAGGGCCAGCGCGAGAUGCUGCACAACCAGGCGCUGCCGCUCGAGAGCAACAUGGACAUUAUGGGCGGCAUCGACUUCCACAAGGGCUGCUACGUCGGCCAGGAGCUGACCAUCCGCACGCGCCACCGCGGCGUCGUGCGCAAGCGGAUUCUGCCGUGUCUCGUGUACGGCGCCGACGACGAACAACCGCGGUCGCUCGCCGUGGACGCACGCGGCACCACCAGCCACGGCCUGGCCGACACGAUCCCCGCCGAGACAAGCAUUGGUCGCGUGGGAAAGCGGGGCCGCAGUGCCGGAAAGUGGCUGAGCGGCGUGGGCAACCUGGGCCUGGCCCUCUGCCGGCUCGAGACCAUGACGGACGUUGCGCUGCCCGGCGAGGCAGUGGCGGCCGCAGCGACGGCGGCAGCGACCUUUGACCCGACAAGCGAGUUUGUGAUGAACGUUGUCGAGCGGAGCGAGAACGACAGCGAGGGUGGCAGCGGCGGGGAGGGCGAGGCUGAUACCAGCGCACCGCCAACGGCCGUCAAGAUCAAAGCCUUUGUGCCCGACUGGCUGCGGCAGGGAUUGGCGCCACAGGAUUAG